UGGGACGGGUUCUACAGACCGGCUUUUUGAAAAUGGACUCUCCCUAUGUGGCGGCACGUUGACAAACCACGAAGCUAGCUAGCAUACUACAAGAAGGCCUCUGUUAAACCAAAGAUGCUGAUUUCUGGAGACAUGGCCACAGAACAUAUUAAUGGAAAUGGUCCAGAAGAACCAAUGGAUACCACUGCUGCAGUUACCCAUUCUGAACACUUCCAGACUUUAUUAGAAGCUGGUUUACCACAGAAAGUUGCUGAAAAACUAGAUGAAAUUUACAUAGCAGGUUUAGUAUCUCACAGUGACUUAGAUGAUAGAGCGAUCGAGGCUCUGAAAGAGUUCAACGAAGAAGGUGCUCUGCAAGUUCUGUUGCAGUUCAAGGACAGCGACCUCUCACAUGUCCAGAACAAAAGUGCCUUUCUUUGUGGAGUUAUGAAGACAUACAGACAGAGGGAGAAACAGGGGACCAAAGUCUCAGACUCCAGCAAAGGACCAGAUGAGGCCAAAAUCAAAGCCCUGCUGGAGAGAACUGGCUACACACUUGACGUGACAACGGGUCAGCGGAAGUAUGGAGGUCCUCCCCCGGAGUCGGAUCACUCAGGGACACAGCCCACGAUCGGUACAGAGAUUUUUGUUGGCAAGAUCCCCAGAGAUCUAUUUGAGGAUGAGCUGGUACCUCUGUUUGAGAAAGCUGGGCCCAUUUGGGACCAAAGGCUACAAAAGGCAGAGGAAUUAAAACGAGGCCUCAAAUCUCGACAGGCUCUGUUCAAAAAAGCCAAAUCACAAGGCCAGGCUGCUGUCAAGGCCAGUUUUAUUUUGGCAGAAGAGAUCGCUAAAUCAGCCCGGCCAUUUACGGAGGGGGAUUUCAUCAAAAACUGCAUGAUUAAAGUUUGUGACGAAGUUUGCCCAGAAAAAAGGCAACUCUUUUUAAAUGUGAGUCUGAGCAGAAACACCAUUGCCGAGAGAGUAGACCAGUUGUCCAUCAAUCUAAAAGAGCAGCUUGUGAAAAGGGAAAAGAUUUUAUUGCAUAUUCCUUGGCUGUGGAUGAGAGCACCGACAUUUCUGACAUUGCCCAGUUGUCAAUUUUCAUCCGCGGAGUGGACUCCAACCUAAGCGUGACAGAGGAGU
Messenger RNA from Oncorhynchus nerka (sockeye salmon), 1122 nucleotides. RefSeq names its product heterogeneous nuclear ribonucleoprotein R (gene hnrnpr). The transcript is spliced from 6 exons. NCBI's taxonomy places the organism in Eukaryota, Metazoa, Chordata, Actinopteri, Salmoniformes, Salmonidae. The record is from RefSeq and is a predicted model, not a curated record. The coding region runs from base 115 to 1107 and encodes 330 amino acids. Gene Ontology annotation, molecular function: nucleic acid binding.